UAGAGCACAGCUGUGCCUGCAUUGGCACCAUUGGCAGAACUCAUCUCCUCGUUUGUGUGCUUCCGAGAACUUCAACUUCAAGUUGUCGGUGCUGUUCUGAAAGUUGAGAAAAGCGGCAGGCUACAGGCCAGAAACGUCCAAUUAUUCUCUACAACAGGCUGCGGCGUGGUGCAUUUGUCCUUUGACGCGGCGUUUACUUGCCUACUACCUUUGCUGAAGGUCAGAAGCGGCUUCCAUCUUUUCAGAAUUAGCUCUAGCUAGAGAGCAGGGUCGAGGGAGGCAUUCUUAAAGAUGAUGGCAGCGACCUCCUUACAGAGAUGCAGCCUUUACGGCAGCUUUGGCGCGCAUCAGCCAAGGGCGUUCGACGAGCGGCACGAAUGCACCAGUCAUCCGCAUCGAGAUCUUCAGGCAAACACUGCAUUUCAGAUGAGCCGCCCUGAUAGUCGACACUCUUGCUCUCCUUCCCAAGCCCCCGCCGUAGCACCAUCUUCCGCUGGCUCCUUUCUCAAGGGUCAGGCCCUCUUUGAGACAGCUGGUGACAGGCCAAAGCCAAGACACUCCAGAUGCAGGGCGGUGGUUAGAGCCAGGGGCCGCCCUGAUCAGGCAAACAUCAAAGUCAUUGGUGUUGGAGGGGGGGGUGGCAAUGCUGUGAACAGGAUGGUGGGGAGCGGAUUACAGGGCGUCGAAUUCCUGGCGGUCAACACUGACUCGCAGGCGUUGGUGACGUCAGCGGCACACGACAAGCUGCAGAUUGGGCAGGAGUUGACACGGGGUCUGGGCACAGGCGGGAAACCGGAAUUGGGGGAGCAGGCGGCUGAGGAGUCGCAGGAAGCGCUGGCGUUCGCGGUUCAGGACGCAGACAUGAUCUUUAUCACAGCGGGGAUGGGCGGCGGGACUGGCAGUGGGGCGGCACCGGUUGUAGCACGCCUUUCAAAGGAGGCGGGGGUUUUGACGGUGGGCGUUGUGACAUACCCGUUCACGUUUGAGGGCCGCCGGCGAGCGAACCAGGCGUUGGACGCGAUCGAGAACUUGCGGAAGCACGUGGACACGCUGAUCGUGAUCCCGAACGACCGGCUGCUGGACGUGGUGCAAGAGGCGACGCCCCUGCAGGACGCGUUCCUGCUCGCGGACGACGUGCUGCGCCAGGGCGUGCAGGGCAUCUCGGAUAUCAUCACGAUCCCGGGCCUGGUGAACGUGGACUUUGCUGACGUGAAGGCGAUUAUGAGCAACAGCGGGAGCGCCAUGCUGGGCGUCGGCUUCUCCACGGGCAAGAACCGCGCCGAGGAGGCCGCGCUGGCCGCCACGUCAGCGCCGCUGAUCGAGCGGUCCAUCGAGCGCGCGACGGGCAUCGUGUACAACAUCACGGGGGGGACGGACCUCACGCUGCAGGAGGUCAACGAGGUGUCCAAAGUGGUCACAAGUCUAGCGGACCCUGAAGCAAACGUCAUCUUCGGCGCGGUGAUCGACCCUAAGUACGAGGGCGAGCUGCACGUGACCAUCAUCGCGACCGGCUUCACACAAGGCUUCGAGAAGAGCCUAUUCUCACCGAAGACGGCCGCGGCCGCGCCGCCGCCGGCCCCGACCAAGAAGGAGCUUCAGAUGCCGAGCUGGAAGAAUUUGGUGCCCUCCUCGACGCGAUCGAAGGGAAACCUGUGGUAGAGACGGGGGCGCGGAAGAGGUUCGGGGAAACGUUUAGUUGCUGUAUCUGCUUGCGGAGAGCGCGACGUUUGGGUAGUUUAUUGAUCGGGCUUUGCUUCAGGCCAAGGUGUUGAGUGUGCGACUGCGGGGAUCUGGGUGCCGGUUAAUGACUCGACCCGUUGACAGUGAUAAGAUGAAGGAUUGCCAGCGUUGCCAAACGUAACAGCGUGCUCCUUGUUGGACUGGAAGCUGUGCUGACAAUAUAGUAGGACUGACAGACUAUCCAUCACCGCGGCCCAUGGCUGGGCACCCAGGCUCCGAAUCGGGGCGACAGCAAAAUGAGCUAGGCUAGUGAUGCAAUCCAAUUCCAGACGAGCAGCUGACCGUUACUGCAUGUACUUGCAUAAGUCUGGUUAGUGACGGUGUGUCUGGCCUGCAAGAAGAUACGUGUUGGAACUCAGGGUUCAGUUCAGUACACCACCUUUCGCACGCCAGUAAAUACAGCAUGCAUUCGACCAGACAGUCGGGGUUGCUUAUACCAAGGCUCUGUCGCAAAAUGUAUACACGCAUAUUCGCA
Molecule: messenger RNA, 2215 nt
Organism: Klebsormidium nitens
Lineage: Eukaryota; Viridiplantae; Streptophyta; Klebsormidiophyceae; Klebsormidiales; Klebsormidiaceae
Source: the annotation of a GenBank genome assembly